AUGGAAAGACAGACCAGUCGUCGAAGAAAACACCUGCAGGUCAAUGAACAGUCCAAAACUGGGCAAUCGCGGUCCGAUACGCGGCAAAAGGAAUCGGCGGCAAAGCAUGAAAAACAUAGAUCCUAUAGACUUCUGCUCUACCCACUUGUGGUGUGUUUCUUGAUUGGGCUUGUGUUCCUGUAUCAAUCCAGCACCCCAGAUCCUAUUCUCUCCGUCCUCUCUCGACCACGCAACCAUCGCCAGGAUGCGUCUCCACGAGCACACGAUCCCGAUGCAUUCCGCCCACGAAUAGAGCUUCAUCCAGAGGAUCAUGUAUACCGCGAUCCGAGGACCCAGCAUUACGACUGGGUGGUCACGUCAGACCUUUUGCGUCCUGACGGUGUUCUAAAGCAAGUAUACCUCAUCAACGGUCUCCUCCCAGGUCCAACAAUCGAAGCGCGGUCAGGUGACAGACUUGUCGUCAAGGUCAAAAACACCCUAGAUAUACCCAUCUCCAUCCACUGGCAUGGCAUACAUAUCAGCAAUUCAAUGGACGGCGUCCCCUCGGUCACUCAAUGCGCUAUCUCCCCAUGGUCAACGUUCACUUAUAAUUUCACAUUACCCAGUUAUCAAAGUGGUACUUUCUGGUAUCACGCCCAUUCCGGCGUCAUCAGGGGGGACGGGCUCUACGGGGGAUUAGUCGUGCAUGAGCCUGUUCCUAAGCCAACUGUCCGUGGCCUUAUGGCCCGGGACAGCGCGGACAUUCAGUCCAGCUACGACAGAGAGUUUCUCUUUCUCAUUGGAGACUGGUACCAUCAACCUGCGGAGGAGAUUCUGGCUUGGUUUAUGAGCAUAGCAUCUUUUGGGAAUGAGCCCGUGCCAGACUCAUUGCUUGUUAAUGGAGUCGGCGCAUUCAACUGCUCCAUGGCUGUGCCUGCACAGCCGGUAGAUUGCAUUCAACAGGAACUCAACCUUUCCUAUCUAGAUACAGAUAUCGAGCCGGGGUAUAAGCUACGUAUUGUUAACACAGGCUCCCUGGCAGGAUUCACCCUGUCAUUUGAAAACCAUCAAAUCUGUUUGAUCCAAGUCGACAGCAUCGAUACCAAACCACAAGAACCGACCUCAGCUGCGGGAAUCCUCUACCCCGGCCAGCGCAUGGACGUCAUCCUCCUACCCAAGAGCCACAACAACACCCAGUCAUCCAUGACAAUCCACCUAGAUCAAGAAUGUUUCAACCAGCCCAACCCCGCCUUGACACAUAUCCAAGCCAUCCCCAUGUCCUCCUUCCACAGUAACCGUCAAGAAACACCACAAACCAUCGAACGCUUCAUCGACUUAUCCCAAACCCCGUCUUCGGAAACAAUCCUCUCCCAUCUUCCUAAAAAACCACACGAUACCCACGUCGUCUACACCAAGAUCCAAAAACUCUCCAUCAACCAUAACAUCCCCAAUGGAUUCUUCAACCACACCUCCUGGUUCCCACAACGACACCCCCCAAUCCCACUGAACGCGCUGUCUCGUGAGAAAUGGGAUAAUAACCAGUUCUAUAUCGUCACUGGGGAUAACGCAACAUGGGUAGACAUUGUCGUGAAUAAUCUAGAUGAAGGGGGCCAUCCAUUCCAUCUUCACGGUCACCAUUUCUAUAUUCUUCGUGUUCAUGAAGCGUCCAUCGGAUGGGGCUCAUUUAAUCCCUUUGUGGAAUUGGCUGCUGCAGAUUCGAACUCUGAUCCUGGUGAUGGGGGAUACGAUUACUCCCAAGCAAUGCUUCGAGACACAGUGUAUAUUCCUAGUCGGGGUCAUGCGGUUCUGCGGUUCCGAGCAGAUAACCCCGGGGUGUGGAUGUUCCAUUGUCAUAUCUUGUGGCAUUUGGCGAGUGGGAUGGCAAUGAUUGUGGAUGUGGGCAGCACAUCCAAUAUAUUUGAGCCGUCGGUGGAACAUUGUGCAACUCCUGUUUAG
Molecule: messenger RNA, 1935 nt
Organism: Aspergillus tanneri
Lineage: Eukaryota; Fungi; Ascomycota; Eurotiomycetes; Eurotiales; Aspergillaceae
Exons: 7
Coding region: 1-1935 (644 amino acids)
Molecular function (GO): copper ion binding; oxidoreductase activity
Source: RefSeq, a predicted model, not a curated record